This is a messenger RNA of Erigeron canadensis, 1489 nucleotides long. Its product is annotated as WAT1-related protein At2g37460-like. Gene Ontology annotation, molecular function: transmembrane transporter activity. The record is from RefSeq and is a predicted model, not a curated record. Lineage: Eukaryota; Viridiplantae; Streptophyta; Magnoliopsida; Asterales; Asteraceae. Gene Ontology annotation, cellular component: plasma membrane. The coding region runs from base 81 to 1256 and encodes 391 amino acids. The transcript has 7 exons.
GUAUAUAAGCAGAAGAGUCAAAUGAUUUCUAGACAACCUCAACAAUCAGUAAACGCCUUUCAGCUUCCAAAUUCAGUGAGAUGACAAAAUAUGCUCCGAGUGAGGCUAUGAGCCAAAUAAUUAACAAGGGAAAGCCAUUUUUUGCUGUCAUUUUUUUACAGUUUGGGUUUGCAGGAAUGGACAUCCUUUCUAAAGCGGCUUUAAACGAAGGGAUGAGCAACUAUGUAUUUGUUGUUUAUCGCCAUGCGGUUGCCUUCAUUGUCAUGGCACCCUUUGCUAUCAUUUUUGAAAAGAAAGUACGGCCAAAGAUGACAUAUUCACUUUUUAUCAAGUUUGCGAUUCUUGCGUUACUGGAGCCAGUUAUUGAUCAGAACCUCUAUAUCAUGGGGAUGAAAGCCACAACAGCAACAUUUGCAACUGCAAUGUCCAAUGUUCUCCCUGCCAUAACUUUUGUCAUGGCCUGUUUUCUAAGGCUUGAGAAACUAAACCUAAAGAACAUUCGCAGCCAAGCUAAGGUAAUUGGCACAUUAACAACCGUUGCAGGAGCAAUGCUGAUGACAUUGAUGAAAGGCCCAGUUUUGGAGCUAUUUUGGACUAAAGGAAGAACUCAGCAUGAAAGCUCAAACAAUGGAGUAGAUCUUUAUCAUUCUAUCAAGGGCGCUUUUAUGGUCACAGCUGGAUGCUUCAGUUGGUCUGCUUUUAUGGUUAUGCAAGCAAUUACACUACAGUCCUAUCCUGCCGAGCUUUCUCUAACCGCUUGGAUAUGCUUGUUGGGAACAGUAGAGGGAGCAAUAGUAGCAUUGAUAAUGGAGAGGGGGAAUACAGCAGUCUGGGCUAUAAAUUGGGAUACAACACUGCUAGCAACAGUGUACACUGGGAUAGUAUGUUCUGGUCUAGCAUAUUACAUCCAGGGACUAAUAAUGAAAGACAGAGGUCCCGUUUUUGUGACUGCAUUUAGUCCAUUAGGCAUGAUCAUUGUUGCUGUAAUGGGAACGAUUGUUCUAGCUGAGCAAAUGUACCUUGGAAGGGUUAUUGGAGCCAUUGUCAUAGUUACAGGGCUUUAUCUUGUUGUCUGGGGCAAAAGCAAGGAUGACAACGUCCAAUCCGUUCCUAUUAUUGGUGAGCAAAUAGCACCAGACAAACAGAUUCUGGAUAAAGAGUUUGAAAGAAAUUCUUCUCAUAAGGUCAUCACCAUCAAAGCAUCAGUUGAAGUUCCUGAUGAUGACCACAAUCGGACAACGACUGGCUUAUGCUAACAACUGAUCUGCUGCUCCAAACAUGAUCAUAUGUCUAAUAAGUGCAUAUCAAGUUUGAUAUGCUUCCGAUGACAGAAGUGAAUGCUAAUCUAUAUUGAGUAUGCAGUGUGAUUCUUGAUAUGAAACAUCACACGUUGAUGAAUUGAGCUUCUAGUAACAAGUUCAUUAUUCUAAUUGCAUUUGUAACAGGUGACCAGUGACACACAAAUAUAGACUUGUGACGGUUUGCAUUC